AUGGUGGAUGAUGAUGGAGGUGUUACAGUUGUGUUGCAGAAAAUCGUUAUAAUUAGGAAUGAUAUCUCCCCACAUCCAACCCCUUUAGAUCUCAUUGUUCAUUGCAAAUCAAAAGAUGAUGAUCUUGAAUUUCACACACUUGCAUUUGGAGGAACUUACUCGUUUCAGUUUAGACCAUUAUUUUUUCCAAGAUAUGGUCAUACUUUAUUCUUUUGUAGUUUUACAUGGAAAGGAAACCCCUAUCUUCACUAUCUUAAUGUUUACAAUCAAGUUGUGGAUGACUGCAAAGUUUGCAGUUGGAAAAUAAAUAUAACUGGUGGUUGUAACGAUUUUAAAGGAUAUGAGGAAUGUCGAAAAUGGGAAGGCGGCAUUUGA
This is a messenger RNA of Vicia faba (fava bean), 375 nucleotides long. The record is from the annotation of a GenBank genome assembly. NCBI's taxonomy places the organism in Eukaryota, Viridiplantae, Streptophyta, Magnoliopsida, Fabales, Fabaceae.